This is a messenger RNA of Sclerotinia borealis F-4128, 999 nucleotides long. NCBI's taxonomy places the organism in Eukaryota, Fungi, Ascomycota, Leotiomycetes, Helotiales, Sclerotiniaceae. The record is from the annotation of a GenBank genome assembly.
AUGAAGUUCCUUCCUUUGCGCGACUUCGAUAAUGUCACCAGUGCGUUGAACUUCAACACACCUGACUGCCACGUCAUUGGCGGUUGUGAUCUUUACACAACCAAAGCUGCUGGCUCAGAUAAGAAACUCUAUCGCAAUAUUGAGAACUCACUAGAGUCUCAAUAUGAAUCUCUUCUCAAAUUAUCAGCUUCUGUAUCACCUCCUCUUGAUGCCACCGAACCUGGCGUAAACCUCUCACGUUCGAGCCCCUUUGGGCCCUUGAGCCAGGUAUCGAGCCGUAGGACUUUCGCAUAUCUUAUUGCAACACUUAACGCAAGUCAUCCUGACUACGAUUUCUCGCACACUCUCCGACCUGCGGAUUUCCAUAAAGAACGAAGCUUGAAGACGGUUAUCAAUACUAUCGAUUCUACACUCUAUAAUCUUAGACCGAGCUCCGGUAUGUCGCUUCAUGUCCCUUCGCAGACAUCAUAUAAGACAGCCUCAUCUGCUGGAGCCACAAGUCAGGCUUGGGGUCCUCAGAUGUGGGCUUUGGUUGAUAAGGAGAUGACCCUCAAAGACUGUACGGUCUAUUCUUGGGCCCCUCCCGAUGAACCAUUCGAUGGUGAGUUGGGAUCUAUCUGGAGCCUCAACUACUUCUUUUUCAACAAAGAAAGAAAAAGAGUUGCGUAUCUCUACGUUCGGGCCGUUCCAGUCAUGAGCCAUAGUCCGAGUCAAGCUCAAGGCAUGAUACAACGAGAAGCCGACUACAAUGAAGAUGGUGCAAAUAAACGCGCUAGAUACUGGCUAGGUGAUCGUGCUGACGAUGUCACCAAUGAUCAAGAUGGAAUUGAUGACACUGAUGUUAACAUGUGGAGUGAGGAUGAUCAUGUAGACCCAGAAGACCAAUACUGCGAUGGCUAUGACGAUGAAGCCGAUGAUGAAUUCGACGACCAGAAUUACAAAGCACCCAUACGUGGUGUUAGUGAAGAUAUUGCUGCUUCGAUGGAUAUUGAUUCUUAA